AAUUAAACCUAGUAUUAUAUAAAGGAACCAUUCCCUUAAACAGUCUUGAUCUCUCUGAAACAUGGCUCGCAUAAAGCUUCAAUUAUUUUCUUGUAUUCGUCAUUUCCUGCAAUCCAAAGCUGCUCGCAAGCGAUGCACAGGCUCCAAUCAUGUGGAUAAUAUUAAUAUAUCUGCAGCAUCCAAGACGAUCAAUCAAGAAGUAAUUCAAGUUGCGGAUUCUUCUUCUGUGGUGUUACAAAGGUCAGUGAAAAGGCUUCACUUUGGGAGCUGGGAAGAGAAGGAGAUGGCUGCCUUGGAGAUACAGAGAAUUGCUAAAGAAGAUGUGAAGAUUAAAAGGUUGAUGGCCGAGCUUGGAGUUAUUCAUGUGCUGGUCUCCAUGGUGGCCUCCGAGGUUGUUGGCCGUCGCCGGGCAGCGGUUCAGGCUUUGAUCGAGCUCGCCGAUGGAACCUACACGAACAAGGCCCUGAUGGUGGAGGCAGGAAUCUUAACAAAGCUACCGAAGAUGAAUGUUGAUGUAGUUGAUGAAUCAACAUUGCGUGAAUUUGCAGAAUUGAUUCUGUUAUUAUCUUCAUUGGCAUAUAAACAAUUUCCCUUAUCGUCACCUGAAAUGGUGCCGUUUCUGGUUGGGAUUCUUGAAUCAGAAUCAAGCCUUGGGACUAAACAGUUGUGUAUUGGUACAUUGUACAAUCUAUCUGCGGUGUUGGAAAAUGCAGGGCCUUUGGUCUCUAAUGGAGUGGUAAACACUCUGUUGAAGCUUUGUUCAGUGAAGGAACUGUCAGAGAAAUCACUUGCAACGCUUGGGAAUUUGGUGGUAACAUCAAUGGGAAAGAAGGCUUUGGAAGACAGUCAUCUUGUUCCGGACAGUUUAAUUGAGAUUUUGACAUGGGAAGAGAAGCCGAAAUGUCAAGAAUCCUCGGCUUAUAUUUUGAUGAUUUUAGCCCAUCAAAGUUCAGCACAGCGAGACAAAAUGGCAAAGUCAGGAAUUGUUCAUGUCAUUCUUGAAUUGGCUUUAUUGGGGAGCCCUCUGGCGCAGAAGAGAGCACUGAAAUUGUUACAAUGGUUUAAAGACGAAAGGCAGGCGAAGAUGGGACCUCAUUCUGGGCCACAAACAGGGAGAAUCGCAAUGGGGUCACCUGUGAAUCCGAGAGAGGCAGAAGAGGGAAAGAAAUUGAUGAAGAAUUUGGUGAAACAAAGUCUUCAUAAGAACAUGGAGAUGAUAACCAGAAGAGCCAAUGUUGCUGCUGAUGAUUCUUCCAAACUCAAGUCCCUGGUUAUAAGCACAAGUUCUAAGAGCUUGCCUUACUAAAAGAGUUUGAACCACAGAAACAUAUCAUCCAUUGGGCAUUUUCUUCUGCAGAAGAAGCUGAUGACAAUGACAUGACAAUUGUACAUCACGAAACAAUAAACACCAAAAAGUCUUAGUGAUAGGGAAAAUAAAACCAUCCACAACCAGUUUUGACUGUAUAAUUGACUAUAUGGAUAAGGUUUCUUUUAUGUGAUUAGAUGCAAUCACAUAGCAUUGCUCAAUAAAAAUAAAAUACAAUUGCAAGCA
Messenger RNA from Mangifera indica (mango), 1552 nucleotides. Its product is annotated as U-box domain-containing protein 7-like. Bases 62 to 1306 code for a protein of 414 amino acids. The transcript has 2 exons. The record is from RefSeq and is a predicted model, not a curated record. Lineage: Eukaryota; Viridiplantae; Streptophyta; Magnoliopsida; Sapindales; Anacardiaceae.